GAGUCUAACAUCCCAAGAGUUGUGUUUACUGAGGUGAACCACAAUGAAACUAAAAAGGAGAAAAUGUUUCGGGAAUAUAAACAGGAUUUAAUGUCCUGGCAUCAUUCAUUUUGGCUACACCAAAACCUGAAAUUUACAAAGGAAAAGAAAGAAUAUACACUAAAGAGAGAUCUAAUUGAAAAUGCCAAAGCUGAUGGAAAAGAGAAAGCAGAUGACCUCUCAUUGUUCUACAAAGAAUUUCUUGAUGAAAACUUUUCUGUACACUUUCAAUAUCAAAGAGAAUGGUAUAGAAGGAAUUUUUUGCUGUUAUGGUAUGGACUUAAGGUUGAUGUAGAAAGGUUGUUUAAAAAGUUAAUGGUUAAGAUAUCCAGGCCUAGAAGUAGUUAAUGACUGUGGGAGGAAAUAUUUAGUGGUGGGUGAUGUAAAAGUGAACCAAAAUACUAGAACAAAAUAUAUUUAUUUUUUCUCAUAUAAAUUAAGGUAUAUAUUAAUUAGAAUUCUCAGUUCUUAUAGU
Messenger RNA from Dendronephthya gigantea, 514 nucleotides. Its product is annotated as apoptogenic protein 1, mitochondrial-like. Gene Ontology annotation, cellular component: mitochondrion. The record is from RefSeq and is a predicted model, not a curated record. NCBI's taxonomy places the organism in Eukaryota, Metazoa, Cnidaria, Anthozoa, Malacalcyonacea, Nephtheidae. The coding region runs from base 64 to 387 and encodes 107 amino acids. The transcript has 5 exons. Gene Ontology annotation, biological process: intrinsic apoptotic signaling pathway.